Molecule: messenger RNA, 1251 nt
Organism: Penicillium samsonianum
Lineage: Eukaryota; Fungi; Ascomycota; Eurotiomycetes; Eurotiales; Aspergillaceae
Exons: 1
Coding region: 1-1251 (416 amino acids)
Source: RefSeq, a predicted model, not a curated record
AUGCAUCCCACUGAGACAACUGGAGGCCAUAACCUAAAUAUAUCCAUUGCAGCGCCUCCAGUAUGGACGUAUGUCGCAGGAGACACCAUAAUUGGCAGCGUGAACCGCCACUCGCACAUCGUGGCCCCCGAUGCCAAGAUCUCACUUACAUUGAUCGGACACACAAAAGCCCGCCUAAUAACAGAAGGCUACCCAUCAAAAGCCACAUACUACGGCAACUGGAAGCUUUUCGACCUGCCAUCACAAACCUUGUUUCGUGGACCUAUACACAUACCCUCGCCCAGCACCCCAACCGACUGGAUCAACAUCCCCUUCUCAAUUGAUAUCCCAGAAGCAGCUUCGCCGUCAGCAGUCCGCGACCACGCACAAGCAGAGAGCUUCAUCCCAUUAGAAGCAAACUACAUCGCACAGCACCCGUUGCCGGGAACGUUUUCCACCGAAUGGACCGGAGCCAAGGUCUACAUCGAGUACUAUCUCCAGGCGCAGCUGCGGUACAUGCGCAAUGGGUCGUGGCAUGUCCAACGUGCAACAGCGCUUAUCACGCUAGGCCAUCCGACGGUAGACGCGGGCGGGAUCCGGUUUGCGCUGCAGCGGUGCAGCCUCGUGAGCCGGGUGCGCAGCCAGCGACUGCUUCCGUCGAUGCGGGAUGUGGAUUUAUCCUUGACGCAGAAGACGCAAAAGAUUCUCGGGUUAUCUUCUGUUCCUGGAUUUAGCUUUAAGGUUGUGAUGAGUGUGCCGGUUGCUAUUCAACUCGAUAAUCCAUCGCCGAUUCCGCUUAUUAUCAGGGUUAUACCAGAGCGGGAUGGGAGUAGUAGUGCUAUUUGGGAUGUUGUGCAACGGGUCGAUGUUACCGCGGUUAAGAUGAGUAUUCUUUCGAAAGUUGAGAUUGUUCUCAAACCGAGCGAGGAGAGCCUUUAUAUGACUCCCAAUGAUGAAAAUGUCUUCGUUCAACAUUUGGGUCUGGAGAAAGCGUUUGAACAGAGCAAUGAUCCUAUUGUAACUUUUGCUGGGCCAAAUGAUACACCGGUCGAUAUUGGGAGGGUGCUUCGGCUUGUUCUUAGACAUGAUGGUCUGAUGAGUGAUGGGAAGCGUCUCAGUCUUUUGGCUAGCAUCCAUCCUAGUUUUAUCACUUUCAAUACUAGGUUGAGUCACUCGAUAAUAUGGCAGACCUCUCUUAGUAUUGCCGGGGAGACACGAACUGUGUCGAUGACGACAGCGGUCACUGUGUAUAAUAGUGCCUCCAGAUUGUGA